This is a messenger RNA of Linnemannia hyalina, 1104 nucleotides long. NCBI's taxonomy places the organism in Eukaryota, Fungi, Mortierellomycota, Mortierellomycetes, Mortierellales, Mortierellaceae. The record is from the annotation of a GenBank genome assembly.
AUGACCACAUUCAACAGGCAGACACUUCUACCCUGUGACAAGGUGCUCAGUAUCCAGGAACUACUCGAGUCGAUACUACUCUACCUGGACUUUGAUGACCCCACCUAUUCGAGACUUUUAGCAACCGUCUGUCAACGUUGGUACAGGUAUAAACUAAUCUCUGUCAAGAGCACUAUACUGUCUUUGAACCUCGUUGAGUUGGUCCUCAUAUGUGGAAUUGACACAUUACACCUGACGCUGGACCAACACUCCGUCUCUGUCCCCUAUGACCAGCUGGACGAGACAUUUAUCCGGACGCAAGACCGUCUGACAACGGUCUCGAUCAAACUCGACGCCUCGCUUCUCAAUGUCUCGAUCCUCUGGACCCUGUCUCGGUUACCCCAUCUCGCCCAUCUGUGUCUUCAGGUUUACGGGAUUGUCGAUAUGGCGGCACUCCAUGCAGAGAUCCUUGGUUGUUGUCCGGCGCUGCAAUCUCUCAAACUGGAUCGAUGGAAACCGAGUGCACCUCUGCCUCUGUUCAGGAGGUUAAAAACCAACGUUCAAAGAACAUUGGCGCCAAAGGCUCAACGAUCACCCACGACUGUUCAAGAAGCAAUUGGACGAAACGAGAUCACGCCUAACAGACAAACAUUGACGUUAUCAGUUGUGCAACCGCAGCAACAUCAGCCAUCUACUCUGGAACAAGGCACCAACACCAAUAUCCGUCGACUCGACCUCUGUGGCCUCUCUGGCGACAUACCCGUGUUCAUUCAGCUCAUCAUGAGCUGCUCACAACUGGACGAGCUUUGCCUGCGGGAUGGACUGACUGCACUAGAUCCUCCCUCCUGGGCGGCCCUCUCAUCCCGUUGCCCUACGCUUCGGAUCCUUCGGCUGACUGGUCUAAAAUCAAGUCUUCUCAUCGGCAACAGCCUACUUCUCAUCACACAUUUCCCUCAACUCGAGUCGCUCAUUGCUGCGAUGCCGGCGCUGGAGUACUUUCAUUUGGAGGAUGGGUCGAUCAGCGAGGGGUCAUUGGAUGCGUUGAAGGACGGGUUCCCGAAGCAGUUCAAGCCCAUCCCGAAGGAAAGGUUAGCGUGGAUCGAAACUAUUCACGGCUACAAUUAA